Molecule: messenger RNA, 1871 nt
Organism: Gossypium raimondii (Peruvian cotton)
Lineage: Eukaryota; Viridiplantae; Streptophyta; Magnoliopsida; Malvales; Malvaceae
Product: ankyrin repeat-containing protein BDA1
Exons: 2
Coding region: 279-1799 (506 amino acids)
Molecular function (GO): protein binding
Source: RefSeq, a predicted model, not a curated record
UCAUAUGGACCGGAUAACUUCUUUCUAUGCCUUUGGUACUUGGAAAUCUCCUUGGAACUUCGAAGAAAAUUGUUUCCUCAAACUAGAGUACUGUUCAAAUCUUGUAUAAAUUGUGGUCAGAUCGCAGACCUGUGUUUUUGCAAAAUACAAGUUCUAUUUCCUUUCCUACGUUGUCUUCUGGUUCUUUCUUCUUUGUGUUCUGUUGCGAAUUUCAUCAGUUUUCAAUAAUCUGAAAUUUUACUGCAUACUUUAUUAUCCCCAGCAAAAAAAAAAAAGCUAUGGAUGAGAGGAUGAUAGAGGCUGCACAAACAGGAGAUAUUGACCUCUUGUAUGAGUUAAUUCAGAAUGAUCCAUAUGUUUUCCAGCGUAUUGAUGAUGUGCCUUUUUUCCAUACUCCAUUGCAUGUAGCAGCCGCUGCUGGCCGUGUUGAUUUUAUGAUGGAGAUGAUCAACUUAAAGCCAUCAUUUGCAAGAAAGCUAAACCAAGCCGGGUUUAGCCCCAUGCACUUGGCUCUGCAAGAUAACAGAACCCAAGCAGUGCUUCAACUCCUCAAGUUUGACAAAGGCCUUGUUCGUGUCAAAGGGAGGGAGGGUUUCACUCCUCUGCACCAUGUGGUUCAAACUGGAGAUGAUGAUCUUUUGAUCAAGUUCCUUAAGGUUUGUCCCGAGGCCAUUGAAGAUGUGACUGUUCGAAACGAGACGGUUUUCCAUCUUGCAGUAAAAAGCGACAUGUUCGAAACUUUCCAAGUCUUGGUGGGGUGGCUUAAGAGAAGCCACCAUGAGUCUGCCCAACGUUGGGAUAAAGAACUACUGAGUUGGGCAGACAUUGAUGGCAACUCUGUGUUACACAUUGCAGCUAUCAGAAACAGACCUCGGGUGGUAGAAGUAUUGCUGAAACACUUGCAUCGAUACCAAAUCAAUGCCAAAAAUUUGGAGGGACUGACAGCACUAGAUAUUCAAUCACAAUACCCAUGGAAUGAAAGGCAAGCGGAUAGGAUUAUAGAUAUGCUAAGCAAUGCUGGAGGUUUGAGUGGUUCCUCUUCCUUGCUACGAAAUACCUCCAUCUCUUCAUUCCGCAUCAAAUCUUUAAAAGAAAAAAUGACAUUUUUUGAAGAAUGUAAAAUCAUAGCACGUCGUCGAGGAAACAAGGGUAUACCACAUGAGAUGCGUAACAUAUUUCUAGUAGUGACCGUACUAAUUAUAACAACCACUUACGAAGCCUCUUUAAAUCUGCCAAAGACGCCUGAUGACAGCCCAUGUCCGUCGCUGAAAUACCAAGUCUCUUUAAGUCAAGAUCAGCCUCUCAAUUCCCACACAUUUUUGCAUAAAACCGACAUCAAUACUGCACCCAUACCCAGUCCCUCCGCAAAGGAAGUUUCGAAAGACGAUUAUUUGACAUUUGAAACCUCCUUGUUUUGGUUUUACAAUACUUUGACCUUUUGGGCCGCGGUGUUUUUAACAGCAUUUCUCCUGCCACGUCAUCUAUACUCUUCGUUGAUUCUCCUAACACUUGGCUUGUUUGGGAGAUCUUACAUGAUUUUAUUUAAGGUUUCCUCAUGGUCAUGGGAACAAUGUGAGUUUUCCGAUAAACAGGCACACCUUUUUUAUGUAGCCUCCGUUUGUAAUUUUUUAUCCUUGUUUGCGGUCGUUUUGCUAGUAGUACACCGGAUAUUGUCAUAUGUUUUAAGGAGCGGUGACAUUACCAAACCAAAAUUAUUCAUCCUCCUCCUACUAAGCGCUGUCACUUGGUACGUGGUUUUUUUCGGUCCCCUUCCUGCUUACUGGGUCCGUCUAAUCUAAACUCCGAAACAGUAACGAAGUUUUCCGGUUUUUAUUGGUAAUGGCCAUCGACAAAGAAGUUUGGUGAAUGUA